CGGUGGAUUGCUUCUGAUUCUUCGGGCGGACGUGUAGCAUGGCAUGGCCCUGGCGGGCCCGCCGCGGCCCCCCGACUCCGCGCCCAAUUUCGGCGGCGGCAGACGCCGGCCAUGGCCACGCGCGGUAGAGCCGCUCAGCUCCUGCGGCUCCACGCCGGAGGUGGAUACCCCGAGGCGCGAGCCCGAGGCGAUCGCAGAGAGGCCGAGCACUCACUGCGGGGCGCCGCCGCGGAUCGCCGCCUUCGACGAGGAGGUUGCGGACGGGGAGCCGCAGAGGCCCUCGACAGGCUGCGGGGCCUGCUGUAAGCUUCGGCUGCGCCUCGAGCACGCGGAGCGGGCGCGGGUGAAGGCGCAAGAGCAGCUGGUGCGAAUGCAGCAGGAGAACCUAAGGCUCCGGCGAGGUGGCUAUGCAGGCGAAACGGCCGGCGACGGCAUUUCAGCGGAUGAGGAGGUUGCUAGGACUCUGGAAGGCUACCGAAGAGAGGUGUCUUUCCUCAAGCAGUCGCUGGCAGAGCAGAAGGCGCAAGAGGCGCAGCUGCGAGAAGAGAUGCGGUGCCAGCAAAGGAAGGACCGAGGCCGGCUGGAGGUGCUACAAGGGCAAGUGGCCAGCCUGAUGCUGGACCUCGCGGAGGCCAAGAAGGCGUGACUUCGCCAAAGCAGCGAAUGAAGGCCUUACACGCCAAAGCCGCG
Messenger RNA from Effrenium voratum, 690 nucleotides. NCBI's taxonomy places the organism in Eukaryota, Dinophyceae, Suessiales, Symbiodiniaceae. The record is from the annotation of a GenBank genome assembly.